CUGAGCCGUGCAUCUUUUUCCGGCCUCAAAUGCAUGCAGAAUUCUGCUCCAGAAGUUCAAGUUGGCCCACGAGAAGGGCGGAUAGAAGGAGACGGGCGGAUUGGAAUGCGCCACUGCAAAAGCUAUCAAUGCAGGCGCCGCUCUCCUUAUUUCCACAUCCAGAAUAGCUCCAUUACCCAAGUCCCAAGGAGCCUUGCAUCAUCCUCGUGCGGGUGACUUUAUCCAUCUUACGUUUCGUGUUGACUGAUUGCGUAUUUGACAUGGCAUCAUCUGCAGCCAUUGCCUCCCGCUUGGCGGGCCAAACCGUAGCCUUGUCUCAUGCGGAGCGCCGGCAUGCAACCGCUGGCUCAGCAUUCAGCUCCUCUUUGAAGACGAGCACGUUCACCCCCGCCGGACUCAGAUGCAGCAGCAAGAAUUGCGCGCAGCGCAGCAGGGUUGUGUGUGCACUUGCCGAGCAGAAUGAGGAUGCUUCCGAGCUAAAGGUACAGAGGAGGAGCAUCAUGGCGGCAGCUGUUGCUCUUACCGCUGCACUGGUCGGCGAGACCUUUGCAAGCGGCAAUGCCAAGGCUGACAUUCAGAAGGUGGAAGGUGCUGUAAGAGAUGAGCAGGAUGCUGUCACUCAGGGUAGGAGAGAGCCCUCCACUCUUGGGCGCGGGGCUGGAAACACUGUCCAGGAAGCUGGACGCGUCAAUGCUCAGGCCUCAGGCGGCACAAUCACAGGAGCUCCGAAGAUGGAGAAGCCCGGCGGUGCUUACCGGUCUCCUCAGAGUGACACCCUGACAAUUGGACAGGACGUUGACUCCAAGAAAUCGAGCCCCGCUGGUAUUCUGCAAGGCAAGAGCCCUGGCAAGUCUGCCGGGGAAAAGUCGAGCCCAGUUUAGAUUUGGAUUGAGUAAAUGUCCGGUAUGUGUUGCACGCGUUGUAUUGUAGUUCUACGGGGGCCUGACAAGCUAAAGCGCCCCCGGUUUUGAGUCUGUAUUCUAACAAUGUAAACUAGCGCGCUGACUGACUCGGUGAGAUCAACACUUUGUUGGAAGUAACAGUAAAAUGAAGAUAGAGGGUUAUCUUGAGAAUGGAUAAGAGGCACGCGUUGGGACUGUAGCUUAAUUGUAUGGUAGCCGUUCGAGACGAAGUGGCUGGUAACGAUGGACUGAUUGCGCUAGCAUACAUUGAACGAUCUCCCGAUUUCUGUAAAACAGAAAAUGUAAAUGUUGUGUACGGAAAGCAACACUCCAAGUUUUCAAUGGAUGUUUAAUUGCGGCCGCC
This is a messenger RNA of Klebsormidium nitens, 1266 nucleotides long. The record is from the annotation of a GenBank genome assembly. NCBI's taxonomy places the organism in Eukaryota, Viridiplantae, Streptophyta, Klebsormidiophyceae, Klebsormidiales, Klebsormidiaceae.